AUGUCUUUUUCCGGUCAUCGAAGGAACGAGGUUUACCAACUCGUCAUCUCCGUUCAUUCCAGGGAGACCUCACAUUCAUUCUUCUCGACACUUGCUGACAAUUCUAUUGCGGCUACACCGGUCAUUACCUUUGACUUUUCUUUGUUUAAAGGCGCCUCAUUUAACCUCGACGAUGAGAUGGAUGAAAAGACUGAUAUACAGAGAAUAUUGUCUCUACCUUCCGUGAAGAGUGUGCAUCCAGUGCGUGCAUACUCACUGCCAGAAACAUCUGGAUAUACAGCUGGGUCAUCUUUCCCACUACCUCAAACUGUAGAUUCAAAGUUAAUAAAGACUACUCCUGACACUUUCAGUCCACAUGUCAUGACCGGUGUUGAUAAACUCCGCGCUGAGGGCUUCCUCGGCGAUGGGAUCAAAAUUGCAAUUGUGGACACGGGAAUCGAUUACAACCACCCAGCUCUUGGUGGAUGUUUUGGCGACGGAUGUAAGAUCGCCUUUGGAACAGAUCUUGUUGGCGAUGAUUAUACGGGAGAGAAUACACCGGUGCCGAAUGAUGAUCCUAUGGACUGUGCUGGCCAUGGCACCCAUGUCGCGGGAAUCAUUGCUGCAGAAUCAGUUAACCCGGAAUUUACAGGCGUCGCCCCUAAUGCGACAAUCGGUAUAUAUCGUGUCUUUGGUUGCACUGGCAGCACUAGCGACGAUGUCCUAAUUCAGGCAUUCUUGAUGGCUUACGAGGCAGGCGCUGAUAUUAUCACCGCUUCAGUUGGGGGUAAUUCAGGAUGGAGUGAAGAUCCAUGGGCUGUUGUUGUCUCUCGAAUUGUGGAUGCCGGAGUUCCUUGUACACUUGCGAUCGGUAAUGAUGGAGGAACUGGUGUUUUUGUCGCAUCUUCUGCCGCUACAGGACGUGGAGUUACUGCAGUGGCAUCAGUGGACAACGUUGUCACUCCGCUACUGGUCAAGAAUGCUACCUGGUCUACUAACAAUUCAACAGCUCAAACAUUCGGGUGGAUACCAUAUACUCCUUCCAAUAUUCCCAAUGGCACUUAUCCCCUCUAUGAUAUUUUGAAUGGUAGUAAUGAUACUACGCUUCCCUGCAAUGACAACUUCACUCUUCCGGAUAUUACUGGAAAAAUUGCUCUGAUACCCUAUGAUACGUACUGUACUGACGGAUCUGGAAUGGUUGGGAAAGUCACGGAUGCUGGAGGCAAGUAUAUACUGUGGUACUCUGCCAGGGCUGGUGAGAUAUACCCUAUCAAUGGCACUGGAUAUGGCAUUGACUCAUUCGGGAUGGUAACCAUCGACGUGGGAACCCAAUGGACUGGAAUUAUGGCCACCGGAUCUCCAGUUUCUGUCAAUAUGAUUACUCCAGUCUACGAGCCUUACUCUGUCCAGUUGACAGUGAACAAUGUCACGGGUGGUCUUAUGAGUUAUUUCAGUAGUUGGGGCCCAACAUUCGAGGCCGAGGUCAAACCACAAAUUGCUGCACCAGGAGGAUCGAUUUUGUCGACAUACCCACUCAAACAGGGUGGUUACAAGGUAGAUACUGGUACAUCCAUGGCCACCCCGUUUGUCGCAGGCUCGAUUGCUCUAGUCAUAGAGGCUCGCGGAAAGACAGAUCCAGCUACGAUCAAUAACAUCCUAUCAUCGAGCGCUAACCCUAAAGCCUUCAAUGACGGCGAGUCCACUUAUCCAUACCUUGGCCCGGUUGUACAGCAAGGCGGUGGUCUGCUGAAUGUCUACAAUGCAGCACAUACUGUAGGUGUGCUGAACAUAUCAAGCAUAUCAUUUAAUGAUACUGCGAAUCUGGUCAAAUCAGCGUGGUUCCAAGUCAUGAACACCGGCAGUGAAAGUGUCACUUAUGAUAUCAGCUACACUCCCAGUGGAACUGUAUAUACAUUGCCAUCGGAUGGUAGCGUUGUGCCAUCAACAUUCAGUGUUGGGUCCGCCCCAGAGAUUGUGCCGUCUAGUGCGCAGUUAUCUGUGAGUCCUAAUACCGUAACCAUUGCUUCGGGGCAAUCUGCCUCUAUAGAGGUUACAGUGUCUCUCCCAAGUGAUUUGACGGCCUCUCGUAUCCCUGUAUACAGUGGCUACAUCACUCUCAAUGGAACUAAUGAUGAAUCUCUCUCAUUGCCUUAUAUGGGGGUGGCGUCAAGUCUCAAGGACGCCGUUAUACUCGAUAGUGCCGAUAAGUUGACGUAUUUGUCUCGAUACUUCAAUGUCUCGGCUGUACCAGACGGAUUUGCUUUCACGCUACCACCUCAGAAUAGUACUGACGAGGAGAAGAAACAAUACGAUUUCCCAGUUCCAGUUUCACCUGACUCCUUUGGAACCCGGAUACUUCGUGUUGACCUGGUUCCAGCCCAUUCCAACAGUACUGUAAAGACCACCGAGGUUCUUGGUGUGAACAUCGCCGGCUCGAUAGUCAACUUUCCAGCCUACGAGCAAGGCAGAGGUUCUUGGCAUGUCUUUUGGUAUGGCCAAUUGAGUGAUGGAAGUUUCGCACCUCCCGGAGAAUACUACCUCCUCUUCCGCGGUCUCAAGAUUUUCGGUGACGAAAAUUCAGGGAAUGAUUAUGAAUCUGUUAAGAGUGUAACAUUCUCUCUCACAUAUGCUUCGCCCAAAACAACCGAUGUUUUGGCAUGA
Molecule: messenger RNA, 2640 nt
Organism: Talaromyces stipitatus ATCC 10500
Lineage: Eukaryota; Fungi; Ascomycota; Eurotiomycetes; Eurotiales; Trichocomaceae
Product: subtilisin, putative
Exons: 2
Coding region: 1-2640 (879 amino acids)
Biological process (GO): proteolysis
Cellular component (GO): cytosol; membrane; cell wall
Molecular function (GO): tripeptidyl-peptidase activity; serine-type endopeptidase activity
Source: RefSeq, a predicted model, not a curated record